GCCCAGGACGCCUUGGUUCGUUGAUUCUUGGGUAGUUGAAUAAUCUUCUCAAAGAGGGCGUGUAUGUAUGUAUGUAUGUAUUCGAUAACGAAGAAUAUCACACUAAAGCCAGGUCCAACGCCAAAGCAAAAGGCAAGCAAUCCGUCCGUCGCCAUCUAAUCUCUAUAGCCCACUAUCAUCGUCAUAAUGCACUUCCAGCAGGCCGUACCAAACGAGCUCCGAAGUCUUGCGUUUAAGCUGGAGGAUAAACAGCCGAUUAUCGAGCAGAAAUCGCAGUCUCGUUCCCUUAGAAUUGCAGCCGUCUUGCUCUCAUUAUUAGCUUUUCCCACCAUACAAGUACUGGGCGAGUCAUGCGUCUUGCGUCUGAUACCGGCUUCAUCACCUUGCUUGCCCCAGUCUCUAUCAAUUCAAAGUCAAACUUCGCAAGGAGCAUCGUGAGACUAAAAAUCAUCUGAUGCGUUGCGUAAUGACGUCCUGGACAGAUGAGAUCCCCCUCCAUAGGGAUACCAAAGCCCCAAAAGUCCCUCUACAGAGAAUCUUUUUCUAGGCGAAGGUGAGUUUGAAUCCUUCGCUGAUGUGUUUCCGGAUUUGCGGAAUCCAGCCAGUGAAUGAUGUAACCAUUCUGAAUGCACGAGAAACC
Messenger RNA from Daldinia decipiens, 640 nucleotides. RefSeq lists its product as uncharacterized. The record is from RefSeq and is a predicted model, not a curated record. The transcript is spliced from 2 exons. Lineage: Eukaryota; Fungi; Ascomycota; Sordariomycetes; Xylariales; Hypoxylaceae. The coding region runs from base 187 to 438 and encodes 83 amino acids.